AUGCCCUCCCACACAACUAAAAAUCUCGCCCUGGUCUUCACCAAAGUCCCCGACCGCAAUCCCGUCCCUGGUGAACACAUUGCUGUCAAAGAUGUCGGCCCCUUCGACCUGGACCAACCACUUCCUUCCAAUGGCCUGCUUCUAGAAACACUCUACGUGAGCUUCGACCCAUACCUCCGGGGCCUCUUGCGGGAUCCCUCGGUUAAGUCAUACCUACCCGCCAUUCCGCUGGGAAGUCCCAUUGCCGCGGCAACUCUGUCGCGGGUCCUCCGCUCGAACCUCGAGGGCUAUGCCGAGGGAGACGUGGUGAGGCUGUUGCUGCCCGUGCAGCAGUACAACGUGUACGUGGCAAAGCCGCCCAGGGAGGGCGAGGCGCAAUGGGAGCGACCGUUCAAGAUCCCCAACCCGGACGACCCCGGUCUCGACCUCCGACACUACCUGGGCGCUCUGGGCAUGCCGGGCCUCACUGCGUACUCGUCGCUGUAUGAGAUUGGCAAGCCUAAGCGCGGAGAGAUCAUCGUCGUCACGUCCAGUGCGGGCGCCGUGGGGCAAUUGGUCGGCCAGUUGGCGAAACAAGAGGGUCUGACCGUCUUUGGAUCCGUGGGUAGCGACGACAAGUUAGAUUUUAUUGUUAACGAGCUCGGGUUCGACGGCGGGUGGAACUACAAAAAGGAGCCCAGUACCAAGGAGGUGAUUGAGCGCCUGGUCCGCGAGUACAAGGAGAAGAAGGGGGAGAAAAUGCCCGAAGAACUCGGCAAUGGAGAGGGAGGCAUCGAUAUCUUCUACGACAACGUCGGUGGCGAGCAGCUGGACGGUGCGAUGGAGACGUUGAAUCUGUUCGGACGCAUCGUGGCAUGCGGCCAAGUCUCACAAUACAACCUACCGCCGUCGGAGCGGUACCCGAUCCGUAACACGUUCCUGUGCGUGGUCAAGCGGCUGACCAUGACGGGGUUCAUGGUCGGCGACGCCAACAUGGGGCCCAAGUACGCGAAAGCGCACCAAGAGAACGUGGCGCGGUGGUUGCGUGAGGGCAGGUUCAAGGCGAAGAUCCACGAGGACGUCGGCAUGGAGGCCGCCGCUGAGGCCUUCGCCGGUAUGCUCGAGGGGCGGAAUUUUGGAAAGGCCAUCUUGAAGGUCAAGGUCUAG
Molecule: messenger RNA, 1146 nt
Organism: Cladophialophora psammophila CBS 110553
Lineage: Eukaryota; Fungi; Ascomycota; Eurotiomycetes; Chaetothyriales; Herpotrichiellaceae
Exons: 2
Coding region: 1-1146 (381 amino acids)
Molecular function (GO): oxidoreductase activity, acting on the CH-CH group of donors, NAD or NADP as acceptor
Source: RefSeq, a predicted model, not a curated record